AUGGAAGAGUUGUUAAGAUCGGAUCGAGAACAUGAACAUGUUCAAUUUAUGUAUGAUAAACAUAAAACAAAUCUUGAUUUAACCAAGCAAGUUGAUAAAGAACUUAUUAAUGAAGAUAAAGAAGAAGAUAAUGAUGAUAAUGAACCAUAUGCUACUGAUGGAAAUUCGUCUAGUAAUCUACAGCAAUUUUUUAAUGAUUAUUAUGAAUCAAAUAUGUUUAUUCAAAAGAUAUUCAUGUUUAAAAAAUUGUCUAUCAGUUCAUAUUUUAUCCUAGUUAUGAUCGGUACGAUCAUAGGACUAAUAGUUAGUUAUUCUCUGGGAGUAUUUCAUCGACAUUCGAAACAAAUCGACGAGGCCAUGUUACGUUUAGAUUUACGUAAGCAGAACCGAUUGAAAAUAUUAGAAAAUGUCAAGUCAAAUUGUUCUCAACUGAUUGUUGAAUAUCCUGAAUUUAAUGUCUAUCCACAGAUUAAUCUGUGUAGCGAUUACGAUUUAUCAUCGAAAUUAGUUAAAUUAACAAUAAUUUUAUCAACAUUGUAUAAUAUCUAUUUAUUUUAUAUGUUAUAUCGUUCAAUUUUAUUAUCCAUUAUUAUAAUGGGAAUAUCGUCGACUUUCUUAUUCAAUAUGAACUUCUUCAAUAAUGGACAAAUUCUUCAUUUCUUAGAUGUUACCUUAGUUUUCAUUGGUUUUGUUCUGAUUGUCGGUCAUAUUCUAUUAACAAAUAAAAGGGUUAUCAAAAACCAACAAAUUCAUAUUGCCUAUUCCGAUGAAGAAGAAAUCUGUAAUUUAUGUUGUCGUCUAUUAAGUAAAAUUGUUAAAAGACAACGUGAUCUUGAUGUUUCAUUCUUAGUCCGACGAAUGUAUGGAACUACAUGGCUUGAAAGUUUAUUUCAAUCAUGUCAACGUAAAAGUAAUAAUGGAUCUUCAAAAGAUGAGCAUUUAUCUGACAAUCAACAUGGUUUAUUAAGUUAUGAACAGUUGCUAAAUUUUGGAAAUGAUGCAUUGAUCUGGUUUAGGGCUAUUUGGGAAUGUGCACAAUUUUGUGUUAUGAAUAAAUUGAAAACACCACUUGGAAAACCGCAAGAAACAUUUUUAGCGCUUGAAGAAAUUUUACGUUUUUUUGCUUGGCCAAUUGAUAAUAAUACGAAAAAAGUCGAAGGAUCUUCAUCAGAUCAAACGAAUCGCUCUUCGACACCAUCAUCAACAACAGUAAAUCCUCCUGCCACAGCAUCAUCAUCAUCCGGCGAAGCAAAUGUUCCAGCAGAUAAAGGUGAUUGGUGGUGUGAUUUACAUCGUUGCGGUCUUUUACUACAAUUGAUUGAAGCACUUGAAAGUACAAUGCAUAUGAAGGAGCAGCUCUUUCACUUCCACAAUUACCUAAGGUGA
This is a messenger RNA of Rotaria socialis, 1386 nucleotides long. NCBI's taxonomy places the organism in Eukaryota, Metazoa, Rotifera, Eurotatoria, Philodinida, Philodinidae. The record is from the annotation of a GenBank genome assembly.